GACGUUUUUGUCUGUUGCAUCGCGAACCUUCGGAGGCUACUACAAUGAUUUACUCUCGGCUUUCGAGAGUCCCCCAAGACGAGACAGUCAACGAGCUGCAUCAAACAACUACCAUGGAAAGCGUCGAAGCCGCUCAGUCGCUCCAUUAUGGCGGUUUUUAAGUCUCAGUACCUAAAAGUGACCAGAAGACUCUCUGCUUGUUCCUCAGAAGUAGUAUAAUUGUUUUUCUUGUGAUUGUGGCUGCAUCAAUCUUCUGCAUCUGCUAGGUCUCUAAGGUCUCGGAUAGCUAAGCCGGCGCUAGCACAACUUGAUUUUGGAUCAGACGAGCCGGAUAGCAGCAGGGCAGGACAACGCCGCGUGAAGCGCUCUCACGGGCGAGAUCAUGUGGCUACUUCUUCCAGGUCAACUUUUUCGCCAACAUAUACAACUAGCAAAAACACUGGAGAAAUGCAUAGACGAGACCUGCAUUUUGGUCAGGAGUACAACAAUACACCGCAAUCCACCUCUAAAGACUGGCUCUACAGUACUAGGACAAGAAGUGCGAAUAUUAAUUCUGAUCUACUUCGGGGAGAAGUUGAAAAGGAUAGGUUGAGUAGGU
Messenger RNA from Amoebophrya sp. A25, 598 nucleotides. The record is from the annotation of a GenBank genome assembly. NCBI's taxonomy places the organism in Eukaryota, Dinophyceae, Syndiniales, Amoebophryaceae.